Trichoderma harzianum CBS 226.95 is the source of this 1083-nucleotide messenger RNA. RefSeq lists its product as hypothetical. Lineage: Eukaryota; Fungi; Ascomycota; Sordariomycetes; Hypocreales; Hypocreaceae. Bases 1 to 1083 code for a protein of 360 amino acids. The transcript has a single exon. The record is from RefSeq and is a predicted model, not a curated record.
AUGAUAUGUGUCUGUCAAGAGCCCAACUCGUCGAGCACUAAUACGCUAGCCUUUGGGCGGCCGUGUAGCGACGGGAAUGUGCACUGGCUGCUUUACGAUAUUUCUCUAUCGGAACAGACGCCUAAGUCUGUCAGGUUCUCAGCCCCAGUAGCUUCACCAGUUUUCGACACAAUAAACCAGACUAUAGAGAUGGAGGAAAAUAUAUGGAGCUAUACAACGUUAGAUUCUCUGUCUUUUAAAUCUGGAUUACACCAAUUUACUCUGACUAAACGACCCUCACGCAAAGUAGAGUCUUAUGUGUCAUUACGUUCGCUUUUAGAAGACCAAAAGCUAUCCUCAAGGGAGAGGAUCUUAUUAGCAGCACCAUUAGCCGAGUUCAUUUUGCAAUCGGGCACCUUCUGGCUUGAAUCUCGUCGCCUGAGGCUCAUUGACUGCUUCUUUCUCCCAAUUGUUGGCAGCGAGGAGAGCCAUGCUGAGGUAGACAUAAGCCGACCAUUCUUUGCGAUCUCUCCCACUGAAUCAUCUGCAUACCUAGAUGACAACGGCUGGAAGAACUUUUUCCACACCCACCCUUUCAUCUUAGAUCUCGGUGUGCUGCUCCUGGAACUCGAGUAUAAUGUCAUAAUAGACACCAUGAACAGCAGCGACCGGUCAGGAAACAUAUAUGAUAACUACGCAACCGCAUGGGAAAUAAUAGAGAGUCCAAUCUUCAAACAACAGGUAGCUAAGAGCCACCAAUCUGCCAUUGCGGCAUGCCUCCGGUGCGAUUUUCUCCCGGUCGAUACUCAGCCUGACGAGGAGGAGUUUGGACACCUGAUCCAUGACUACAUUCUGCAUCCCUUAAAGCUUCAGGAGUACCUCGAUAUCAUCGAGAAACCUAUUGAAGAGUUAGACGAAAGCGAUCUCGGAACUGCCACUAUUGAAAAGAGAACUUUUGAUCAAGAAGUCGAGCCACGAGGCAGGGAACCUCAAGGUCGAUGGAGACAGCUGGGGACUGUGUUAAACGAGAGACUUCAGUUGUUAGACGAACCAGAUGACGAGGUUCGAAAGAGGGUCUUUUGGAUCAGUCAAGAUCUGUCCUAA